Molecule: messenger RNA, 1905 nt
Organism: Leguminivora glycinivorella
Lineage: Eukaryota; Metazoa; Arthropoda; Insecta; Lepidoptera; Tortricidae
Exons: 2
Coding region: 862-1515 (217 amino acids)
Source: RefSeq, a predicted model, not a curated record
UAACAUUUACCAGGUAGUCCUUUAAACCUACAGGCGACUUUUGCACAAUAUUUAAAGACAAUCAAUUGACUAUUGAACUGAUUUUUAGUUCAUUCAUUCAUUCCCUUACCCUUUCCAGUCGUUCCACCGCCAUAGUUGCUCAUUCUUUUUUCGUGCACGGCGACGAACGCACGCGCUCCUUUAGCUCCGCAGCUACGAACAUAUCGUACUCAAAAAUGUCUAAGCGCACAGCUAAAGAAAAAUUAAUUCACUAUCGUGAAAAAAUCAAGAGACUUGAACAAAUUUAUGAUUCGUCUUCAUCGGAAGAUGAAGGUAAGUUGUUUAUUUAUUCCUUAAUUCUAAGAAGUGAUUAUAAUGAGCCGACAUAGGGAUUGACUGCGAGUCUCUAACUAUGAUCAAAUAACCAUCGGGGUUGACUGCGAGUCUCCAACGAUGUUAAAAAGCAGAACAAUGCGCGCAAUCUUCAGUAGAUGCACGUUACUCUGCGACAUAAAUAUUUUCUCAACCUACCCCCAAGAGAAAAUAUUUUUCAUAAAAAAUAAUUUAUCACUUCUUUCUUGUUUUAGAUGUUGUAAUGGACCCUGACGGUCCCAUACUGGCUCAUGAUCCUAUUAUACAGGAACCACAAAGAAACAUCGAAAAUCCCGAACCGGAACAUAAUAGUAGUGUACCGAUGUCGGACCAUAAUAACGGGAUUAUUGUACCUGAAAAUCAGGCAGAUUUACCGAUGUCGUCAGCUCAACCCGAGCUCGCUCCAGACAUGCUGCUCGCACUCGGAGAGUCCACAGAGGCACCCCGGAAUACGGCGAAAACAUCCACGACAAUCUAACGAAACUUUGGUCACCGUUACUUAAAAAAGGCAUGACGACCGAAGCUAGAGAUAAAAUCUUAAAAGACUAUUUGGUUCCCGACAACUGCCGGUUGUUACAAGCACCAAAAUUAAACGUGGAGAUUUCAGCAGCCGUACCCGAUAUGGUUCGUAACCGAGACAAAAAUCUGGCCGCGACGCAGCAGCAACUCGGCAACGGAAUCGCUGCUAUUAACAGGGCCAUGGAUAUUCUAAUCAAAUGCGCCGAUCCCAACGGAAUCAGAGCUAUGAAACACCUCAGCAACGGUUGCCGCAUUCUGUGUGACAUCCAUGCGUCACUUACUCAGAAUCGAAUAAAACUCAUCACCCCUAGUCUCGAUAAGUCGUUCUUGCAAGUUAUUCAAGAUACAGAACGUGAUGAAACGCUGUUCGGCAAUAAAUUGGCUGAAAAAAUCAAGGCGGCGAAGACCAUUGAAAAACAAGGUCUUCAAAUUAAGAAAACGUCUCCAAAGAAACCCGCGACGGCACAACCGUCGACAAACCGAGCGUCGUACUCGGGAAACUGGACAGCGCCCCCUCGUUACGCGUCGAACAGGGGGGGGCGGAGAGGUGCUCGCAGGCAGGCGAGCUACAGCCGUCGGGCGCUUCCGGACGCACAGCCGGCCAAGGCGGCCCCUGCGACCAGGACGAGCGCCCAGACACCGUAACACAGGGACUGCCAUCCCCUACACAAUGGGUUUACCCUGGCGGUCGAGAAGCACUUCGACAGUCCUUCAGUCGAAGAGGCACCCCGCCAGAGGCUAUAACACUGAUGUUGGCAUCACUUUCCGAUAAAACAAUACAGCAAUACGAAGUUACCUAUAAGCUCUGGUGGCAAUUUUGCGCUAUUAAUUCUAUCGAUGUUUUAAAUCCACAGAAAUCGUCAUUACUGUCUUUUCUAACAGAACAAUUUAACAAAAAAUGCGCAUACGGCACACUGAAUAGUCACCGUUCAGCCUUAUCCUUGUUAUUGGGAGACAAUGUCGGUUCGGACAAUUGCGUGAAACGCCUUCUUAAAGGCGCGUACAAACUAAGACCGAACGGUCCCAAGUAUAACC